AUGGUCAGUCGGCGCAUCCCCCUGGACGGGAGGGCAGCUCUGUGCGUGACACUGGUUGUGCUCUUGGUCUUGACCAUUCUUCCCAGCCCUGCCCAGGCAAGCUGGGCGAAGGAGUUUGUCACGCGGUGCGGCAGCAUCGCCAUGCUGCACAGUGUCGGCAAAAGCGCGCGCGGCACCAAGCUCUGGGUUCUGGAGAUCUCGGACCGGCCAGGAGUUGAGGAGCCAGAGCCCAACUUCCGCUAUGUCGCCAACAUGCACGGGGAUGAGAUCAGCGGGCGGUGA
This is a messenger RNA of Monoraphidium neglectum, 282 nucleotides long. Its product is annotated as Carboxypeptidase D. The transcript is spliced from 3 exons. NCBI's taxonomy places the organism in Eukaryota, Viridiplantae, Chlorophyta, Chlorophyceae, Sphaeropleales, Selenastraceae. The coding region runs from base 1 to 282 and encodes 93 amino acids. Gene Ontology annotation, biological process: proteolysis. Gene Ontology annotation, molecular function: metallocarboxypeptidase activity; zinc ion binding. The record is from RefSeq and is a predicted model, not a curated record.